UAUACGUUAAUAAGUGUUAGUAUGUAUUAAUUUUCAUAUUUUGUGCAUUUUGAAGUGAAAACUGAGGAUAUUUUAGAUGGAUUCUCAAGAAAUUAGAAAUUAUAGUCAACAAAGCAAACUUAUAUUAUUUUUUUAAAGGAAUAUAAAAAUGUGAAAUUUAAACAAACAUUCCUAUUUUAAGGCCAGUAUUCGUGAAUUAAGUAUAUCAAUAUAGUAUUAUGAAGAUAAUGAAGGAGUAUUUACUUUUUACAAAUCUCUUAACUGAUAACAACACUUAAUGGUUUACAUGGAUGAUUUCGAGGGCGCAGGGCUCAAAUGCGACAUGCUGCCCACUAUGGAGGCGUGCACUCCACCCAUACAGCUGGAACCUGUUGAUCUCAGUCUAAAGCGGGCCACGACGCCACGUCGCCGAACUAGACCAUGCAACUACCCAACAUCUUCAGAAGUCAUAAAACUAGAACAUUCUACGGAGUUAACUAUUGAGUCAGACUUCGACGUACUGAGAAAUAAAAUAGGACCGAAUUAUCGAAGACCGAGGAUAUUAAAGCCAUCGACGCAACGAUAUAAACCCAACGAGCAGCCUCAAACGCCACCUGAGCUGUCAAUGUCAACAUUCCCGCCAAUAUUCCCUACAGAUAAAACAAUUUCAAAUAUGGAACUUAAGAACUUUCUCAACACCGCGCUCCAGACAGCCUUGACAGAUUCAUUGAACCAAUUACAGGCUAUCCCAAAAACAAUAGAGCAAAGUGAAGUCAAAGACAGGCGCAGACUGCAUAAAUGCGAUGUAGCUGGCUGCCAAAAGGUCUAUACAAAGAGUUCGCAUUUGAAGGCGCAUAAACGUACGCAUACUGGUGAGAAACCCUACAGCUGUGGAUGGGCCGGGUGCGGCUGGCGCUUUGCACGCUCAGACGAACUGACGAGACAUACACGUAAACAUACCGGCCAUAGACCGUUCAGAUGUCCCCUUUGUACAAGGGCUUUUGCACGCUCGGAUCAUCUUGGAUUGCAUAUGCGGAGGCAUUGAUUGUGAUAAGCUAGAAGUAUGCUAAUUUUUGUGUGAGGAAGAGAGAAGAAAAAUAUUCCAACAUUGUUAUGGUAAAAAUCGAAUAACACGACAUUUUUCAAACAAAUGAUAGAAAUUUAAAAGGUAUAAAGAAAGUAUGAAACGAACGCAGAAAUAUUUUAAAAUUCGGGACCAC
Pieris brassicae (large cabbage white) is the source of this 1199-nucleotide messenger RNA. RefSeq names its product Krueppel-like factor 3. Gene Ontology annotation, molecular function: RNA polymerase II cis-regulatory region sequence-specific DNA binding; DNA-binding transcription factor activity, RNA polymerase II-specific. Gene Ontology annotation, biological process: regulation of transcription by RNA polymerase II. Bases 278 to 1024 code for a protein of 248 amino acids. The record is from RefSeq and is a predicted model, not a curated record. The transcript has 9 exons. Lineage: Eukaryota; Metazoa; Arthropoda; Insecta; Lepidoptera; Pieridae.